Molecule: messenger RNA, 1059 nt
Organism: Chaetura pelagica (chimney swift)
Lineage: Eukaryota; Metazoa; Chordata; Aves; Apodiformes; Apodidae
Gene: FBLIM1
Product: filamin binding LIM protein 1
Biological process (GO): cell-cell adhesion
Cellular component (GO): stress fiber; focal adhesion
Molecular function (GO): filamin binding
Source: RefSeq, a predicted model, not a curated record
AUGCUGCCGGGGAAGGCAGAGAAGAGGAUCGCUUCGUCCAUCUUCAUCACCCUGGUGCCACCACGGAGGGAGGCAGUCACCAAGGAGAAAACCCAAAGGGAGACACAGCUGGGUGGUCCUGAGGUCCUGGGCACCCAUUGCCCCCGAAUCCCACCGCCUCAGCCCCCAGCAUUGCCCAAUGGGGGUGCUUAUCGGUGCUGUUUGUCCCCUCCGGCCGGGACAGCGUUUGCUUUUGGGGCAGAAACCUGCCCAGCAGCCCCUGUGCCUUCAUCCCCUCCAGUCCUCCUCCUCUCCGAAGCGCCCCAGCCCUUGUCCGCAGAGGCACUGGGUCCAGCCCUGCAGCAGCUGGACCUGGCAGCACCCAUCACCCUCCAGGCCCCUUCUGCCUUCCCUGCUGAAUUGAGGCCGCCCAAACUUUGUCAGGAGCAAGCAGGCAAGCCCCAGUGGCAGGAUGCAAAUGGAUACCUGGAGAGGGAUGGCUCCAGGGACAUCUGUGCCUUCUGCCACAAAGCGCUGGGGCCGCGGGAGCCGACGGUGGAGGCGACGUACCACGCCAGCUGCUUCACCUGCCGCGCCUGCCGCCGGCUCCUGGCCGGCCAGCGCUACUACCAAAGAGAGGGGCGCCCCAUCUGCGACACCUGCUACCAGGCCACGCUGGAGAAAUGUGCCAAGUGCCGGGGGGUGAUCACGGAGCGCAUUGUCCGUGCCCUGGGCAAGGGCUACCACCCCAGCUGCUUCUCCUGCACCGCCUGCGGCCGGGCCAUCGGCACCGAGAGCUUCGCCGUGGACGAGCAGGACGAGGUUUACUGCGUGGCUGACUUCUACAGGAAAUACGCAGCGGUUUGCAGCGCGUGCCAGCAGCCCAUCAUCCCCCGGGAGGACAAGGACACCUACAAGAUUGAGUGCCUGGGACGCAGCUUCCACGAGAGCUGCUACCGCUGCGAGAGCUGUGGGACACCCCUGUCACCAGAGCCAACAGAGAGCGGGUGCUACCCCCUGGGCGACCACCUCCUCUGCAAGACCUGCCACAUCCACCAGCGAAAUGAGUCAUCCUGCUAA